GUCCGUGAGUUGAAAGGUGACUACGGUUCACAGCAAUGCCCAAAAAGGUUGAAGAAAAUACAAAUAGUUAAUCUACAAACGAACUAUUCCAAGUCUGUUUGUCAACUGUUACUGUACAGCCCAGAAUGGUGUUAAGAGUGAGUAGCAGGAGGAGCGUGGUGUCGGGCUGGCUACUCCUGGUCUCCUGCUUUCUGCUGUCUGUUCGUUCACAUGAGCAGGCAGCCCACGAACACCCACCGGAGAGUCACCGUCCUAACAUGCACCUGGACAAGAACAUGGUCCAUGACAGAGAACACAUCAUGGAGCAUCUGGAAGGUGUGAUUGACAAGCCGGAGGCGGAUAUGUCGCCGCAGGAGCUGCAGUUGCACUACUUUAAGAUGCACGACUAUGAUGGCAACAACUUACUGGAUGGGCUGGAGUUGGCCACAGCCAUCACUCAUGUACACAAAGAGGAAAAAGGAGAGGAUAGCCAGCCUAUGAAAGAGGAGGACCUCACAAGCCUUAUAGAUGAUGUUCUGAGGGACAAUGACAAAAAUAACGACGGAUACAUAGACUACGCUGAGUUUGCCAGGUCCCUGGAGUAGAGGAGAGACGGUGCCUAACUGCUGGGGUCUGGCUCCGUGCACUGCACACAACCACACCACUUUCUCCACCACACCACUUUAAUUUACCUGAGCCAGUGUGCAUGUCUCACGCUCUCUGUGGGGCUAUCACUAUCCUUCAUCCGUCCAAACAGCAUGUAUACCAGAGGUGGGCGAACUUCUUGACUUGAGGGCCACAUUGGGAUUUUUCGAAAUUCAACGGAGGGUUGCACAGAUUUGUUUUGACCGAUUUUUUUUGUUUUUUGUUUGUUUGUCAAAACCUAUUUGCGGGUCAGAAAAAGGGCAGUAAUUUGAAACUAUUUAGGUCCGUUAUCAUUUCUACAUACUUUCUAUCUAGUUUUAGACGUUCAAGUGUGACCUGGAGUUUUUAACCCUCGUCCCCCAAAACAAAAAUAAAAGGGUUUUACUCAAAACUCCUGUGGGCCGAAUUGAAAGGUUUGCCCAGCCCUGAUAUAUACAGUAGAUUAUUCAAUUAUUACUGUAAUUAUUAAACUGCCAAAUUUGUCUGCUGUAUGGUAGCAACUAAACUAGUUCAGUCAUGUAAGAAUGAAAUUAUUGUGCAGGUAUUUACCUAAGUGCUGCUUUGCUGUCUAAAAUCUAGGAUUAUGGACCAAAGGUUUUGAUAUUUAUGCAUCCAAUCAAGUUAGACCAUUAAUGACAACUGCCUGUGGUCCUUAACUUUAAGAGUGGCCUUUACUAUUACUGCACCAUUCUUGUACUAUUACUCAUAGUGGGAAUGUUACAGCCCGGAUGCAGUAUACUGUACCACAGAGUAUGUGGGAGUGUGGGAAUGGCAAAGCAGGUUUGGAGGAUUUGUCUGAUGCUCAGAAACAAGCCAUGAACGGGGCUGCUUUCAGUUGGAACAAAAUAGAAGACAGUGUUUAGAAACGGAGGCGGUAAUACCUGGGCUAGUCCUACAAGUAUGCUCAUUCUUGUUUUCAAAAACGCUUUCUCUCAUUUGUUCGUAUUGAAUGUGACUCGGGUAACAUAAAAGCCACACUUGGUACGGGUUUGGUUCUGGUCAAACACAGUCAAUCACAAAUAAUUGUUCUGCUGAUCCACACAUACUUUACAUCCCUUACAAAGUCUGUUACCCACCUACCUGAAUGCACAAUUUCGCUUACAGCAGGGCUUGAUACUUGAGAUAAACAGAAUUUGAAUGUAAUACAGAAGAUGUGUUGUGCUGUGCAUUGUGUUUUCUUCAUCACUGGAUUCACUUUGACUUCUAGCACAGUGAGACCUCUGGGUGACAGCAAUACUGAAGGGUUAACUUCAUUUUACAGAUGUGCUAUAAGUAGAAUGCAGGGUUAUGUUGCUAUAAAUGUUAGUGGCCUAUUGAACUAAUGAUGUUACAUUAUGUGUAGUUACACCACACUCGAUUCUUUCCAAAUGAGCUCCAUCGCUGUCAAACAGUUACAGAUCAUUAGGUUACCAGGUCUUUAUACUAUAAGGCCCAGGUCUAUAUUCAACCCAUUUAUAAUACUUCUAAAUGAAUACUGAAACUUUAUUUGUUACAAAAGAGUUCUAAUUUUGUAAUUCAGUGACGGUUGUUCGGUGAAUACAGGUUAUUAGAAUAGAAAUGUGUUAAUAAAAUCUAUAAAAUGACAAGAUUAGUAGACACAUGCAACUGUGUUGUCUUUGUAAUAUGCUGCAAUAAACAAAUAUAUGAAUGUC
Salvelinus fontinalis (brook trout) is the source of this 2276-nucleotide messenger RNA. RefSeq names its product multiple coagulation factor deficiency 2, ER cargo receptor complex subunit (gene mcfd2). Lineage: Eukaryota; Metazoa; Chordata; Actinopteri; Salmoniformes; Salmonidae. The transcript is spliced from 4 exons. Gene Ontology annotation, molecular function: calcium ion binding. Bases 126 to 584 code for a protein of 152 amino acids. The record is from RefSeq and is a predicted model, not a curated record.